Molecule: messenger RNA, 7488 nt
Organism: Macrosteles quadrilineatus (aster leafhopper)
Lineage: Eukaryota; Metazoa; Arthropoda; Insecta; Hemiptera; Cicadellidae
Gene: Prp8
Product: pre-mRNA-processing-splicing factor 8
Exons: 38
Coding region: 146-7279 (2377 amino acids)
Biological process (GO): mRNA splicing, via spliceosome; spliceosomal tri-snRNP complex assembly
Cellular component (GO): U5 snRNP; catalytic step 2 spliceosome
Molecular function (GO): protein binding; metallopeptidase activity; U5 snRNA binding
Source: RefSeq, a predicted model, not a curated record
ACAAAAUGGCGAUGGCGAUUGGCGAUUAAUCAACCCCAUAUUCAUGUUCGUCGGCACUACGUUAACGUUUACGUGAAAUCUUCUAAUUGUUACGUUGUGCUUUCUUCAAUAACUCUUUGGGGGCUGGUGAACAUCAGUGAUAAAUAUGGCGCUUCCGCCAUACCUCUUGGGUCCUACACCAUGGAUGAUGGUGCAACAGCAAGCAGCUCAUGCUCAGUUGGCUGCUGCACAUGCGCAGGCCCAAGUUGUAGCUCAGGCUCAGGCAGCCCAUGCUCAUGCUCAGAUGCAUGCACUGCAACAAGCACAGCAGCCCGUGCCAAUGCCUUUGCCUAAACCACCAGAGGUUUUGACAGAGGACAAGCUUCAGGAGAAAGCUCAGAAAUGGCAACAACUACAAUCAAAGCGCUUUGCGGAUAAGAGAAAGUUUGGGUUUGUGGAUGCCCAGAAGGAGGACAUGCCCCCGGAACAUAUAAGGAAAAUCAUAAGAGACCAUGGAGAUAUGAGCAGUCGCAAGUACAGACACGACAAGAGAGUUUAUCUAGGGGCACUCAAGUACAUGCCACAUGCAGUUAUGAAGCUGCUGGAGAAUAUGCCUAUGCCUUGGGAACAAAUAAGAGACGUGAAAGCUCUCUAUCACAUUACCGGAGCCAUCACAUUCGUCAAUGAGAUACCUUGGGUCAUUGAGCCUGUGUAUAUUGCACAGUGGGGGACAAUGUGGAUUAUGAUGCGACGAGAGAAGAGAGAUCGCCGACACUUCAAACGAAUGAGAUUCCCUCCAUUUGAUGAUGAAGAGCCGCCACUGGACUACGCUGACAACGUUUUGGACGUUGAACCACUGGAGGCGAUACAGAUAGAGCUGGACACUGAGGAAGAUGCUGCUGUGUACAAGUGGUUCUACGAUCACAAGCCACUGGUGGGCACAAAACAUGUGAACGGGUCCACAUAUCGUCGAUGGAACUUGUCUCUACCUCAGCUAGCAACAUUGUAUCGCUUGGCCAAUCAGCUGCUAACUGAUCUAGUUGACAGCAACUACUUUUAUCUGUUUGAUCAUAAGUCAUUCUUCACAGCUAAGGCCCUGAACAUGGCCAUUCCUGGCGGACCAAAGUUUGAGCCACUCAUCAAGGAUUCAAAUCCUGCUGAUGAGGACUGGAAUGAAUUUAAUGACAUCAACAAGAUCAUUAUUAGACAACCCAUCAGAACUGAGUACAGGAUUGCUUUUCCCUACUUGUACAACAACUUGCCCCACUAUGUACAUUUAUCCUGGUACCACGCUCCAAAUGUUGUUUACAUCAAAACUGAAGAUCCAGAUUUGCCUGCUUUCUAUUUUGACCCUCUCAUUAACCCCAUCUCUCAUCGUCACUCACUCAAGGUGGUUGAACCCUUGCCAGAAGAUGAUGAAGAGUUUGAACUGCCAGAGGAAGUACAACCGUUCCUCCAAGAGACACCGCUCUACACUGACAACACAGCCAAUGGCAUCUCUCUUUUGUGGGCUCCUCGUCCUUUCAACCUCAGAUCAGGCCGUUGCAGGCGUGCCAUUGAUGUUCCAUUGGUCAAGAGCUGGUAUCGAGAACACGUCCCACCUGGCCAACCUGUCAAAGUGCGAGUUAGCUACCAGAAGCUGCUCAAGUACUAUGUUCUGAAUGCCCUAAAGCACCGUCCGCCAAAGCCUCAAAAGAAGAGGUAUUUGUUUCGAUCGUUCAAGUCGACAAAGUUUUUUCAAACAACAACUUUAGACUGGGUAGAAGCGGGACUCCAAGUGUGUCGCCAGGGAUACAACAUGCUCAAUCUCCUGAUCCAUCGAAAGAACCUCAACUACCUUCACCUUGACUAUAACUUCAAUCUGAAGCCUGUCAAGACCCUCACCACCAAGGAAAGAAAGAAGUCUCGCUUCGGAAAUGCGUUCCACCUGUGUCGAGAGAUCCUCAGACUGACCAAGCUGAUCAUCGACUCUCACGUACAGUAUCGCCUCAACAACGUAGACGCGUUCCAGCUGGCGGAUGGACUACAGUAUGUGUUUGCUCACGUUGGUCAGCUGACAGGCAUGUACCGCUACAAGUACAAGCUCAUGAGACAAAUCCGCAUGUGCAAGGAUCUCAAACAUCUCAUUUAUUACAGGUUCAACACCGGUCCAGUAGGUAAAGGUCCUGGGUGUGGGUUCUGGGCUCCAGGCUGGCGAGUGUGGUUGUUCUUCAUGCGAGGUAUCACACCAUUGCUGGAGCGAUGGCUGGGUAACCUGUUGUCUCGACAGUUUGAGGGCCGACACUCCAAGGGUGUGGCCAAGACUGUCACCAAGCAGAGAGUUGAGAGUCACUUUGAUCUUGAGCUCAGAGCCUCAGUGAUGCACGACAUUGUGGAUAUGAUGCCUGAGGGUAUCAAGCAGAACAAAGCCAGGACAAUCCUACAGCAUCUCUCAGAAGCUUGGAGGUGCUGGAAGGCUAACAUCCCAUGGAAAGUACCUGGGCUGCCAACACCUAUAGAGAACAUGAUCCUGCGUUAUGUCAAGAUGAAGGCUGACUGGUGGACCAACACAGCUCACUACAACAGAGAGAGGAUCAGACGAGGAGCCACUGUUGACAAGACUGUGUGCAAGAAGAACCUGGGACGUCUCACCAGGCUGUACCUCAAGGCAGAGCAAGAGCGUCAGCACAACUAUCUCAAGGAUGGACCGUACAUUUCCCCAGAGGAGGCGGUGGCCAUCUACACCACCACAGUACACUGGCUGGAGUCUAGACGCUUUGCACCCAUCCCCUUCCCUCCACUGUCAUACAAGCAUGACACUAAACUGCUCAUCUUGGCUUUGGAACGGCUCAAGGAGGCUUACAGUGUAAAGUCUCGGUUGAAUCAGAGCCAGAGAGAAGAGCUGGGUCUGAUAGAGCAGGCUUAUGACAACCCACACGAGGCCUUGUCUAGGAUCAAACGUCAUCUGCUGACUCAGAGAGCAUUCAAAGAGGUGGGUAUAGAGUUCAUGGACUUGUACUCUCACCUGGUGCCUGUGUAUGAUGUUGAGCCACUAGAGAAGAUCACAGAUGCCUACCUUGACCAGUACCUUUGGUAUGAGGCGGACAAGAGGAGACUGUUCCCACCAUGGGUCAAACCCUCUGACACUGAACCACCACCCCUGCUCGUCUACAAGUGGUGUCAAGGCAUAAACAAUUUACAAGAUGUUUGGGACGUCAGUGAAGCAGAGUGCAAUGUAUUGCUUGAAUCUAAGUUUGAGAAGAUUUAUGAGAAGAUCGAUUUGACUCUCCUCAACAGAUUGUUGCGUCUCAUCGUGGAUCACAACAUUGCUGACUACAUGACAGCAAAGAACAACGUAGUCAUCAAUUACAAGGACAUGAACCACACUAACAGUUAUGGCAUCAUCCGAGGGCUGCAGUUUGCCUCGUUCAUUGUUCAGUACUAUGGCUUGGUGCUGGACCUGCUGGUACUGGGUCUACAGAGGGCCUCAGAGAUGGCUGGACCACCGCAGAUGCCCAAUGACUUCCUUACCUUCCAGGACGUUGGAACUGAGACAGCUCACCCCAUCCGUCUCUACUGCCGCUACAUCGAUAGAAUACACAUCUUCUUCAGGUUUUCAGCUGAGGAGGCCAGAGACCUUAUCCAGCGAUAUCUAACUGAGCAUCCAGAUCCCAACAACGAGAACAUUGUCGGCUACAAUAACAAGAAGUGCUGGCCUCGAGAUGCUCGAAUGCGUCUUAUGAAGCAUGACGUCAACCUUGGGAGAGCUGUGUUCUGGGACAUCAAGAACCGUCUACCAAGAUCUACCACCACCAUACAAUGGGAAAACAGUUUUGUCAGUGUCUACUCAAAGGACAACCCCAAUCUCUUGUUCAACAUGAGUGGAUUUGAGUGUCGCAUCUUGCCUAAGUGCCGCACAACCCAUGAAGAGUUCACCCACAGAGACGGAGUGUGGAACCUUCAAAACGAGGUGACCAAGGAGCGAACGGCUCAGUGUUUCCUCAGAGUGGAUGACGAGAGUCUGCAGAGAUUUCACAACAGAGUGCGUCAGAUCCUCAUGGCCAGUGGUUCUACUACAUUCACAAAGAUUGUAAACAAGUGGAACACUGCACUGAUUGGGCUGAUGACAUACUUUCGAGAAGCUGUGGUCAACACUCAGGAGUUGCUGGAUCUACUGGUCAAGUGUGAGAACAAGAUACAGACCCGUAUCAAGAUCGGACUCAACUCCAAGAUGCCCUCCAGAUUCCCUCCUGUUGUGUUCUACACACCCAAAGAGUUGGGAGGGCUGGGCAUGUUGUCCAUGGGACACGUCCUUAUCCCUCAGUCUGACCUGAGAUGGUCCAAGCAGACGGAUGUGGGAAUCACUCACUUCCGCUCAGGUAUGAGCCAUGAUGAGGACCAACUCAUUCCUAACUUGUACAGAUACAUCCAGCCAUGGGAGUCAGAGUUCAUUGACUCUCAGCGAGUGUGGGCAGAGUACGCACUCAAGCGACAAGAGGCAAACGCUCAGAACAGACGACUUACUCUGGAAGAUUUGGAGGACAGCUGGGACCGUGGUAUUCCGAGGAUCAAUACUCUGUUCCAGAAGGACCGCCACACAUUGGCCUAUGACAAGGGCUGGAGGAUCCGAACUGAGUUCAAACAGUACCAGGUACUGAAACAAAACCCCUUCUGGUGGACUCAUCAGCGCCACGAUGGUAAGCUAUGGAACCUCAACAACUACAGAACUGACAUGAUCCAAGCGCUGGGUGGAGUUGAAGGCAUUCUAGAGCACACACUCUUCAAGGGAACCUACUUCCCUACCUGGGAGGGUCUCUUCUGGGAAAAGGCGUCUGGGUUCGAAGAGUCCAUGAAGUACAAGAAACUAACCAACGCCCAGAGGUCAGGUUUGAACCAGAUUCCCAACCGUCGGUUCACCCUAUGGUGGUCUCCUACGAUCAACAGGGCUAAUGUGUACGUCGGUUUCCAGGUACAACUUGACCUGACAGGUAUCUUCAUGCAUGGAAAAAUUCCAACACUCAAGAUCUCAUUGAUUCAGAUCUUCAGAGCUCACUUGUGGCAGAAAGUUCAUGAGUCAAUUGUUAUGGAUCUUUGUCAGGUGUUUGAUCAAGAGCUGGAUGCCCUUGAGAUAGAGACAGUACAGAAGGAGACUAUACAUCCUCGUAAGUCGUACAAGAUGAACUCUUCAUGUGCUGACAUUCUGCUGUUUGCUGCUUAUAAGUGGAACGUCUCCAGGCCCUCUCUGUUAGCCGACUCAAAAGAUACAAUGGACAAUACAACGACGCAGAAGUAUUGGAUAGAUGUGCAGCUACGAUGGGGAGACUACGACUCUCAUGACGUGGAGAGAUAUGCCAGAGCAAAGUUCCUGGACUAUACCACAGACAAUAUGUCAAUCUACCCAUCACCUACGGGCGUGCUGAUAGCAAUAGACCUUGCCUACAACCUACACAGUGCUUACGGCAACUGGUACCCAGGCUGCAAACCGCUGAUACAACAAGCUAUGGCCAAGAUCAUGAAAGCCAAUCCUGCGUUGUACGUGUUGAGGGAGCGUAUCCGUAAGGCACUGCAGCUCUACUCCUCUGAACCCACUGAACCUUAUCUCUCCUCUCAAAACUACGGAGAACUCUUCUCAAACCAGAUUAUCUGGUUUGUGGAUGACACCAAUGUGUACAGAGUGACAAUACACAAGACAUUUGAGGGUAAUUUAACCACUAAACCCAUCAACGGAGCCAUCUUCAUAUUCAACCCCAGAACCGGACAACUGUUUUUGAAAAUUAUCCACACAUCAGUCUGGGCAGGACAAAAACGUUUGGGACAGUUGGCCAAGUGGAAGACAGCUGAGGAAGUCGCAGCCCUGAUCCGAUCACUGCCUGUGGAAGAACAGCCUAAACAAAUCAUUGUCACCAGGAAAGGCAUGUUGGAUCCUCUCGAGGUGCACUUGCUGGAUUUCCCCAACAUCGUCAUCAAGGGUUCAGAACUGCAGCUUCCCUUCCAAGCGUGCCUGAAGGUAGAGAAGUUUGGAGAUCUGAUAUUGAAAGCCACUGAACCUCAGAUGGUACUAUUCAAUCUGUACGAUGACUGGCUCAAGACCAUCUCGUCUUACACUGCAUUCUCCCGUUUGAUUCUGAUCCUGCGAGCACUUCACGUCAACACUGAGAGAACUAAGGUCAUCUUGAAGCCUGACAAGACCACCAUCACUGAGCCUCAUCACAUAUGGCCUACACUCACAGACGAUGAGUGGAUCAAGGUGGAAGUUCAACUAAAGGAUCUCAUACUUGCUGACUACGGCAAGAAGAACAAUGUCAAUGUAGCCUCACUAACACAGUCUGAGAUACGAGACAUCAUUCUGGGUAUGGAGAUCAGUGCACCGUCGGCUCAGCGACAACAGAUCGCAGAGAUAGAGAAGCAGACCAAGGAGCAGAGUCAGUUGACAGCUACUACUACACGGACUGUCAACAAGCAUGGGGAUGAGAUCAUCACAUCUACCACGUCAAACUAUGAGACUCAGACUUUCAGCUCCAAGACAGAGUGGCGAGUGAGAGCUAUAUCUGCCACCAAUCUGCAUCUGCGAACAAACCACAUUUACGUGUCCUCUGAUGACAUCAAGGAGACUGGUUACACCUACAUCCUGCCCAAGAAUGUUCUCAAGAAGUUUGUCACCAUUUCUGACCUCAGGGCCCAGAUUGCUGGGUACUUGUACGGCCACAGCCCCACAGACAACCCACAGGUAAAGGAGAUCCGCUGUAUCGUGAUGCCACCACAGUGGGGCACUCACCAAACAGUUCACUUGCCCCACCAGCUGCCAGGACACCAGUACCUCAAGGAGAUGGAGCCUCUAGGUUGGAUUCACACUCAGCCCAACGAGUUGCCCCAACUCUCUCCCCAGGACAUCACCACCCACGCCAAGGUCAUGGCUGAGAACUCCUCCUGGGAUGGAGAGAAGACUGUGGUCAUAACUUGCAGCUUCACUCCAGGCUCGUGCUCUCUCACAGCCUACAAACUCACACCAAGCGGCUUUGAAUGGGGUCGGCAGAACACAGACAAAGGCAAUAACCCCAAAGGAUAUCUGCCCAGCCACUAUGAGAAAGUCCAGAUGCUGUUGUCGGACCGCUUCCUGGGCUUCUUCAUGGUUCCAUCUCAGGGUUCUUGGAACUACAACUUCAUGGGUGUGAGACAUGACCCCAACAUGAAGUAUGAACUUCAAUUAGCCAACCCCAAAGAGUUCUACCAUGAGGUACACCGACCUGCUCACUUCUUGAACUUCUCUUCCUUAGAAGAUGGAGAUGGAGUCGGUGCAGAUAGGGAGGAUGUUUAUGCUUAAGACUUUUAGAAAAUAUGGCUGUGUUUCAUACUUAGUUUACACUUUAUUGUUCAUUUCCAUUUCACUUUAAUAGUUUGUCUACAUUUUAAGUGAUCUUGAAUUUUGUACAUAGUUAGAUUUUUACUUAUAAGAAGGAAUGUGUAAAUAGGACCCCAAGAUGUGUAAAUGAUCUACCAUAUUCUUUUUAAAUACAUUUCUGUUCAAUAACA